CGAUCAAGUGCUUCGUCGUACACAUCACCUAUCAUCCGCCGUUAAUAACUUCGCAUCUAAGUUAGCUCCAAAGUUUGAAGGGCCAUUUCUUGUUGUGAAGGUGAUUUCACCAGUUAUUUAUGACCUGAAAGACCGGUCAGGCAAAGAGGAUGUCAGAGAGUCUGCAUAGUCGCUGGGCAGCAAUCCGGUGGGGAGAUGAGGUGGUGUACGAGCCACGAAGCUCAUCACCGGAGACAAUACCGGAAGUACCGGUGUUAAGGAGGAGAACAACGACGGAGAUGCGGAUGCCCAGAACCCCCCAGAGCUCGGUAUCGUCAGUGCGAGGGAGAAACACCCUAGCAAGAGUGGAGAGGGUGGUGAAACGGACCACUACACAGUCUACACAAACACCCCCUUUGUGCCAGCUGCGUACCAAUCAAACCACACCAGCCCCCAGGAGCGUUCGUAUUGUAGGUACGAUGGGAAAUAAGGUCUACCUGGAGGUGAGACCCAACACUUGCUGGAAGUGCGGCAAGACAUGUCCCUCGCGGCAGGAGUGUCGAGGUCGACCACUCCUAUUCUGCAGCAGAUGUGGUUUGAUAGGUACGCAGACAAGGUACUGCGAAUGCGUACCCAGAAAACUGGCCCCACGGCCGACAGCAACUAGGUUGGAACAACUAGCCCUGCGUCCGUGUGCAAGAUGCACAGAGAGGGAAGCCACGCAGCGGAGAGAAGAGAGAGCAAGAAAAUGAGAUAGAAUUAAAAAGAAGAUACCGUUGUUUUUGUUCCAUAAUCCUGUAAACUGUGUAAAACCAUAUAGGGCCUAACCCAAUAUCUUAUAACAUUAUAUUCAAGACUAGUAGACUGAUUUUUAAUAUGUAAAUGUUGAUGAAACCGAAUAAUACAUAAUAAGUCAGCGAAUAUUAUGCAAUAAAAACAAUUCCAGUCACUUGCCCCGAAUUUCAAAGGCCGUCAGAUAUAAAUUAGUAGUUUCACUGUGUAAUCUAUUUGAAGAAUGCCAUUUCUAAUCUCUUACUGUUCUGAUAAAUAACUGAAAUAUUCCGCAGUGUUACAGAUGAAGUUUUCUAAGAGGCUAGAUACUCACCGAU
This is a messenger RNA of Harmonia axyridis, 1088 nucleotides long. RefSeq lists its product as uncharacterized. Lineage: Eukaryota; Metazoa; Arthropoda; Insecta; Coleoptera; Coccinellidae. Bases 150 to 731 code for a protein of 193 amino acids. The record is from RefSeq and is a predicted model, not a curated record. The transcript has 3 exons.